AUGGCUCCCUCCGCAGUCGAAGUCGAAACCGUCACGGUCCCAGAUGUGACCACUCUGAAGCUCCAAGCCGCCGGCCCCUACAAGGAGCUGGCCGCGACGAAGUAUGACGCGGAAGGCGAAGCGGGAUUGAAGGGCCACAAGGCAGCCAAGCCGUUCGAGCACACAGAGCACGGCAAGGAUGCGGACCCGUCGUACCCGAACCUGCUGCCGGAGGGCGCGGUGACGGUGACGAACCUCACGCCGACCAUCGGCACCGAGGUCCGCGGCAUCCAGCUGUCGACGCUCACCAAGGCCGGCAAGGACGAGCUGGCGCGGUUCGUGGCCGAGCGCAAGGUCGUCGCCUUCCGCGACCAGGACUUUGCCGACCUCCCUAUCGAUGAGGCCCUUGAAUAUGGCUCGUACUUUGGCCGCCACCACAUCCACCCGACCUCCGGCGCACCCGAAGGCUACCCGGAAAUCCACCUCGUGCACCGCGGAGCCGGGGACACAAGCGCGGAGGCCUUCUUCGCGAAACGCACCUCCUCCGUCGCGUGGCACUCCGACGUGUCGUACGAGCAGCAGCCACCGGGGACGACCUUCCUGUACGUGCUGGACCGGCCGGCGACGGGGGGCGACACGCUGUUCGCCGACGCGGCCGAGGCCUACCGCCGCCUCAGCCCCCUCUUCCAGCAGCGCCUGCACGGCCUGCGCGCCACCCACUCGGCGGUCGAGCAGGCGGCGGCGAGUCUCGCGCGCGGCGGUGUGCAGCGCCGUGAGCCGGUCAUUAAUGAGCACCCCAUCGUGCGCACGCAUCCGGUGACGGGCGAGAAGGCCAUUUAUGUGAACCCGCAGUGUGCGUUCCCCUUCCCCUCCAUCGUCUCCUAA
Molecule: messenger RNA, 864 nt
Organism: Chaetomium globosum CBS 148.51
Lineage: Eukaryota; Fungi; Ascomycota; Sordariomycetes; Sordariales; Chaetomiaceae
Exons: 3
Coding region: 1-864 (287 amino acids)
Cellular component (GO): cytoplasm
Molecular function (GO): 2-oxoglutarate-dependent dioxygenase activity
Source: RefSeq, a predicted model, not a curated record